Molecule: messenger RNA, 1313 nt
Organism: Zasmidium cellare ATCC 36951
Lineage: Eukaryota; Fungi; Ascomycota; Dothideomycetes; Mycosphaerellales; Mycosphaerellaceae
Exons: 2
Source: RefSeq, a predicted model, not a curated record
AUGUCGACCCCCCUCGGCAAUUCCGGCAACGACAGCAGUCCACCUCGACCUCUCGGCGCCGCCGUCAUGCCCACCUCCACCCCCUCUAAGAAGCGAAAGACCAAAGACCACACCCCCAAGACUAGCAAGCGCCACAAGAGUCAGUACGAGCCAGCGAACGUCACCGGCGAGUCAGCUGGAAAGUCUGCAAAGGAGAAGUACAAGAGCGCCCUCCCAGAACUCGAGGCGACACGAGACGCGGCCCGAGAGAAGCUCCGGGAAUAUAGUAAACUCCUACCUACGAUAGGAGAAAUAGGCGUCGCGAUCGCGGAUAUGAAGGUCGGCGAAGUCAAGUUCCCUACUGUCGCGGGAUACCUCAACCUCCACGAGAACAAGCAGCUCCUGGAUGUCUUGAAGGCAGUGACGGGCGAUCUCCAGACUCUCUACAAAGCCCACACACAGAGAUACGGCCUGGACCAAAAUGUCGGUGGCGGCAGAGGUGCCAACCCAGAGCCACAGAUGAUGCCCAACCAGAUCUUCAAUUCCAUGGCCCAAGGCAGAAUCCAAGCCCAGGAUCUGACCAGCGACCAACCACCAGACCUCCAGCGAUACCCAACCAACAACACGAUCCGCAUGCACGUCUACCUCCUCCGCUUCGCCCUCGCUGCCAUCACGCGCGAUCACACCACUGGCUUGGGCGUCUCGAACAUCGACCGCAUCUUCACAGGACCAGGCGAUCCCCAGCAAGACCGCGUAUUCUUCGAGGGCGUUCACAACCUCCACGGCGAAGACAUCUUUCGGGCACUCAUGCUGUGGCAGGCGUACAGACUGAAGCUCUCGAAGUCCACAGUGCAGAGCUUGGACGACAUCACCUUCUACGGCAUGCCGACUCUCCCCAUCUUCGCGACCAAGGAAGUGGGCACCAACACUGCCGCGCAACAGCGUAGGCAGACCAAGGCCUUUCAUCGUUUCCUGUCGGAAGGCGGUGUGCGCGCUCUCCCCGGCGACCAACUCAUUCGCCAGUGGGCAACCACCGCGAAUCAAGGCGCAGAAGAGACCGCCAGCGCCACCAACGUCGCAGCGAGCAAGGAUGUCAAGCUGAGCGACGACCUGGACACCUUGACGCCAGAGGGUGUCUACUCCGUCCUCCAGAUAUGUUCAGCCACCGCCAACUUCAUCUACAACGACCCGGGACGUCAAAACAAGAACUUGUUCGACGUCAUCGAUACCCGCAGCGCCCAACAGAAGGCCGAAGACGACGCCAACAAGGAUCUUCAGAUGCAGGAGGAUGGCACCCGCUUCGUCCCGGCCGUUAUCGACACUCGGCCGCCAUC